CAUGGAAUUCAUUAGCAACUGGAAAUGAAGGCUAUUAAGGCAAAAUUUUAAAUCCUUCUCUCUUUAAAUUUGGCAAGCAUUCGAGAUACUACUAUGCAGCUACCAAUAUCCUAAACUGAGAGGAAUACAUGAUAGGGUUCCUGUGAAGAAACUAAGAAAAGAAAAAAGAAAAUACUUCAGGAUAGAUUAUGAUAAUCAAGUGCUAACAAGGGACAUGAGGAAGAGAUCUGUGGGAGCGGAGUCUUUGGGAAAACCCUAUGGAGAGAGGUUGAUUGACAAAUGAAGGCAUUCCAGAAAGGGAAAAGGACUUGAGCCAUGGCUUUGGAGCAGGUAACAUCUAAAGGAACUGGUUUAAAUCCUAAUGCCAAAGUAUGGCAAGAAAUUCCUCCUGGAAACACUGAUACCACUCCAGUAACUCAAGGAACCGAAAGCUCAUGGCAUGAAACAGCAGCCACAUCAGGGUCUCAUCCUGAGGGUAAUACAGAACUCUCAGAAGAUUCAUGUAAAGAAUAUGAAGCAAUGUAUUCUUCAUCUUGUGAAAUCACAAGAAAUACUACAAGCAUUGAAGAAUCAGCUGAUGGAAUGAUUUUAGGACCAGAAGAUCUGAAUUAUCAAAUAUAUGACGUUUCUGGAGAAAGCAAUUCAGCAAUUUCUGCAGAAGACCUAAAAGAAUGUUUGAAGAAACAAUUAGAGUUUUGUUUUUCACGAGAAAAUUUGUCAAAGGAUCUUUACUUGAUUUCACAAAUGGAUAGUGACCAGUUUGUCCCCAUUUGGACAGUUGCCAACAUGGAAGAAAUAAAGAAGCUGACUACAGACCCUGAUCUAAUUCUUGAAGUGCUGAGAUCUUCUCCCAUGGUACAAGUUGAUGAAAAGGGUGAGAAAGUGAGACCAAGUCAUAAGCGUUGUAUUGUGAUUCUUAGAGAGAUUCCUGAAACAACACCAGUAGAGGAAGUGAAAGCUUUGUUCAAAAACGAAAACUGUCCCAAAGUGAUAAGCUGUGAGUUUGCACACAACAGCAAUUGGUAUAUUACUUUCCAGUCAGACACAGAUGCACAGCAGGCAUUUAAAUACUUAAGAGAAGAAGUUAAAACAUUUCAGGGCAAGCCAAUAAUGGCAAGGAUAAAAGCCAUCAAUACCUUUUUUGCUAAGAAUGGUUAUCGAUUAAUGGAUUCUAGUAUGUACAGUCAGCCCAUUCAAACUCAAGCACAGUAUGCCUCGCCAGUCUUUAUGCAGCCUGUAUAUAAUCCUCACCAACAGUACUCAGUCUAUAGUAUUGUGCCUCAGUCUUGGUCUCCAAAUCCUGCACCUUACUUUGAAACACCACUGGCUCCCUUUCCCAAUGGUAGUUUUAUGAAUGGCUUUAAUUCACCAGGAUCUUAUAAAACAAAUGCUGCUGCUAUGAGUAUGAGUCGACCAUUCCAAAAAAAUCGGGUGAAGCCUCAUUUUAGGUCAUCCAAUGGUUCAGAACAUUCAACAGAGGGCUGUGUGUCAUUAGGGGAUGGACCAUUGAAUAGAUCUAGUUCCAGGAAUUUUCCAACAGAACGGCAUAACCCUACAUUAAUGGGCCAUCAGGAACAAACUUAUCUUCCAAAGGAGACUCCUACUUUACAGGUGGAACAGAAUGGGGACUAUAGUAGAGGAAGGAGAACUCUUUUCAGAGGUCGAAGACGACGAGAAGAUGACAAGAUCCCAAGACCCCAUCCUUCAACUACUGAAGCAAAGCCUCCAACACCAAAGUUUGACUUACUAGCCUCAAAUUUUCCUCCUUUACCUGGAAGUUCAUCCAGAAUGCCAGGCGAACUCGUUUUGGAAAAUAGGAUGUCUGAUGUUGUUAAAGGUGUCUACAAAGAAAAGGAUAAUGAAGAGUUGCGAGGUAGUUGUCCAGUGCCUGCAGAGGACGAGCAGACCAAUUGCACUUCUGCCCAACAGCUCAGUAUGAGUGCUAGUUCUCCAUGCUCGGCUGAGCUUCCCGCAUUAAGCACAACUCCCCAAGAAAAGGAUGUAAUAGAGGAUCCCACUGUUCAGAAGGAUGUUCUUAACCAGAUGACUAUACCAGUUUCUUCCCCAAGUACUGUGAAGCCAUCAAGAGCAAAUACUGCUUCACCAUGUAAUAGUAACAUAAAUGCAGCCGCAGCUGUGACCCUACAGGAACCCCGAAAAUUAAGUUAUGCUGAAGUGUGCCAGAAGCCCCCUAAAGAGCCAUCUCCAGUUGUGCAGCCACUACGGGAACUUCGCGCCAAUGUAGUGUCUCCCACCAAAAAUGAAGAGAAUGCAGCUCCUGAGAAGUCCAUUGAGAAACCACAUGAGAAGCCAGAACCAAGGGCUAGCAAGGAUUAUUCUGGCUCACGAGGCAAUACCAUUCCCAGGGGAGCAGCUGGAAAAAUCAGGGAACAGAGACGCCAGUUUAGCCAUAGGGCUAUACCUCAGGGAGUAACUCGACGUAAUGGCAAAGAGCAAUAUGUGCCACCCAGAUCACCAAAGUAAAAACAAAAAAAGAAAACUAUUCAAAAACUUCUCUCUCUUCCCAUUAAACUUGAGCCGUGGCUAUAUUGAACUAUUUUGGAGGGGAGGGUAUAGCCAGGAAGGAAACAGGAGAAAGUUCGUCCUUAAAUCAGCAUGGAUUUUGGAGUGAUGAGCAGUAGGAUCCCAAAAUUCAUCUCUAAAGUGAUUUUAAAAUGCUGGAUGAUUCCAAUCAGUAUAAAUAUAUAUAUACACACAUAUAUAUAUACAUAUAUAAAAUAUAAUUUUUCUAUUUUUGUUUUUGAUUUUAAUUUGCAGAGAAUUUUCUGCCUGGAAUCAAUUUUGAAAGUUCAGAUAUAGCUUGGAAAAAAAAGAAAGUACAUUAUACAUCCUUCUGUAUAGGAGAUGAGGGAGUGAGAGAAAAUAUUUUUUGAAGAAGCAUUUCUGUAAAAUUAGAAAUUACUUUUUUUAAUCUAUUUAAAGUUUGGCUUGGAGAAUGCCAUCUCUGACUAUAUGGCCUUGCGUUGCAAAGCAGAUCAGUGGCUGGGUGCCUGUUGUGGGUGUGAGUGUGUGCAAGAGUGAUUGAAGCCAAAUCUGUUGUCAUGUUAGUAAAUGAUUUGAAAACUGAAUGUAAUACUUGAGUAGAUUUUUCUUUUCACAUUGAGAUUUAGUCGUCUUUUUGACCUUACUAAUAUUUCAUUCAACAAGAAGCUGUUAAACUCUGAUUGUACUUGGAGAAAUGACUAUCAGCUUGAUACUUAUGAAAAGAAUGGGGGUUAUCAAAAAAAUGAAAAUUUUGUCUUAGAUCUGAGUGGAUAGGGACUUUUGAGAUUUAAACUACUUGGUGAUUCCCCCUACCAAAAUGAGAAACACAAAUUUUUUUGGUACUUAAUUACUUUUUCUUUGACUAUACCCCCCCAAUCAAAAUAACCAACCAUCUACUGAAUUGUAUGUUUCUAACUGCUUUGACUAGUCUAGUCAAAUCAUAUAACUGUUAAAAAUUUCUGAGUUGAACAUUGAAGUAUUUUUACUCUUUUGUUCAUAUACUUAGAAUUUUAGGUUUAAGAGCAAUAGGGUAGACCAACCGCACCAUAAUUUAUUUGUGUUAGUGUUAAAGAUGAAACAUUAUAACUGACUCUUAAAAGUGUUAAAUAGUGUAGAAGUAAAAAAAAAAAAAUUGUAAAGGCUUAAUUUGGGGGGAUCUUUUUUCUGUUUACAGUAUAUUUAUCACUUUCUUCCCCCCCCCCUUUAUCCCUCCCCCCUAAAUUUAAGAAAUCCAGUUUGAAAUCCACAGAAACAGAACCUGGAAGUCAUUUGACUUUUAAAGGAAAAGAUGGUUGAAGAGUAUUAAUGCAUAAUUUCUCAGUGAGUGAAAUUACAGUUCUCAUAUUAUAGGCAAGUUUACAUGCUGGUAUUUAGAAAAUGGGUAAAAUAAUAAAACCAUGUUUCAUUAAUCUGUUUUAAGAUGUCAUACCAUGUUCAGAGUUCUAUGUAUGGUGGGAUUUUUUUUUUCUUUCUUUUUUGUUAGGGAUAGUUUAUAAUAGUAAGAACUGUCCCUUAUGUUAGUGAAUUACAUAUGUACAAAUUGAAACUGUAAAUUGUGAACACUGGAAAGCACCAUUGUGACAUAGAGUAAACAUCUUAGUAAUAUAUUAAAAUGAAUGUAAAUGGAGGUUAAAAUUACAUUACUGUGAAACUCAUCUUGCAACUCUAAGUUAAGCUUUGGAGAUUUGUAUUAGUGGGUAAAUGUUAAGAGCUUUGAAAACACUGCACAUUUCUGUACAAGACAGAAUUGUUUCUUUGUAACUUAUUCAUCUUGAUAAUUGCUUUUAAUUUGGUGAAUCAAUAACAUGGUAUAUAUUUACACAAUUUAAAACUACUCAUUUCUACACACUAUUUUUAAAAAUCAUCUACUAGAUGAAACAUACAAUAAAACUACCUGUUCUGACAUUGGGGGAAGUUUAGGUCCUUUUUUUUAAAAAAAAAAGAAAAAAGUGUUAAUAAUCAUUGACUACAUCUAUGAUAAAGUGCUCAUUUUGGUUUUCAUAGAUAAUGCUGCAGUUGGUGGAAAUGAUAAACAUUUAAAGUGUUAACACCUUGUGAAUGCAUUGGAUUUAAGAGAAUAAACAUUUUGUAAAAAUUGCUUGGUAAGGAUCAUAAACUUAAUUAUUGCACUUAACAUGAAACAUGACUUUUUUUUUUUCAAACAAUGUGUCACAAAUAUACGAUUGUUUUACUUGUAUGCUUGGAUGACUGUUAAUCCAACAACUUCUAAAAAUCCAGAGGGUCUAAUUGAAAGAAAGAAGUCUUUUUGAAGGAGGCAAGUGUAUGAUUGUUUUUCCCCACACAUUACUGAAAGAAAUUUAAAGUUGUGACCAUUGUUUAAUUUUUUAUAUAGUGUUUUUAACUUAAUUUGCUUCGUUAUAAUUACAUCUGAUAGUUCCCAUUUGAUGGGAUGUAUAGAGAAGAAUUAAGAGAGUGUGUGUGUAUAAUAUAUAUAUAUAUAUUCACAUGUAUUUAGCGUUUAUUUUUAUUACAACAGAUUUAAGGUUUGUAUCUAAUUGAUACCUGUGAAUUGUGUGAAACUGUUGCCUUUUAUUUUCCAGCAUUACUCUAUCUGAUGAGGGUGGGCAUUCACUGCAGCUCAACCUAUUUAUUUGGUUCUUUAAAUGGAGGAAUUUCAGUAUCAAAUUUUUCUCUUCACUCUCAUCAUUUUAACAUUUUCUUGGCUAUUGUAGGCUAAAGUAGAUAUAAAUGAUAUUGAAUGUUUGGUACAUUGAUCUUAUGCCAUAGUUCUUAGUUUAUGAAGAGGACAAGAGUCACACAAGUACAUCAUCUUACACUUCAUAGAGAAGGUACACGGAGACAUUGUGAGAUCAGUUUCCAUUUUUCUCUCCUCAUAAUUACCAUUUUCAUAGCAUCUAGGACCCAUGUCUAAUCUGAAUGAUUUCAGUUUUGUCAAGUAUAAACCCUGGCAUUUAAAAUAGUGAUCUAUCUAAAUUUUUUUCAGAUGGAUUUUGGAGGAAGAUAAGACAUUUCAGUGAUACUGGUGUGUUGCUGUCAUCUUAUGUGCUCAAUUUGCAGGUGAUCACGUGACACGCAGAAUUCUGAUUUACUUUUGGUUUCUAAAAUUAAGGUAGUUUGAAUAUUGGUUCACAUUCCUUUCUCUUUUUAAAAAAUCAGUUUGCUUUGCAGAAGGCUUAAAGAUGGAGUGUUAGCAUCUUGAGUAUUGUCAAGGAGAGCAAGAAUGUUGCUGGAGCAGAAACUAGUAUUUAAAAGUUGUAGAACACUUUCUAUAGUCUUACUAGUUAUGGCCUUAAUAGUUAGUCUCUUGGCUUAAAUGUCUACUGGUUUAUUUUGAAGCAGUUGAACAACACUGGGGUUAGAUCUCUUGAUGUUUUGUGUUGGCAGUAUACAUUAACCAUAUUUUAAAAGUACCAGUUUUUUAAAGAAAACAUAAACUCUUAAGCAGACAGUAUAUUCCUUUUGAGGGGUUUUUAUAAAUUCUCGACUAUAAUAUGAUGUUUUUCCCCUAAGUUUUUGUAUUUCCUUACAAUUCCAUGGCCAUUAAUUUAACUUUAGACCUUUGGCAUAUGCUAAUAUAGCUGUUCUGAGCUUCUAAAAGGAUACGUAGACAUUUUAUUAGCUGAUUUGAGGGCUUUUUUAA
Messenger RNA from Tupaia belangeri chinensis (Chinese tree shrew), 6127 nucleotides. It is a transcript of the gene LARP4, whose product is annotated as La ribonucleoprotein 4. The record is from RefSeq and is a predicted model, not a curated record. The transcript has 16 exons. Gene Ontology annotation, molecular function: mRNA 3'-UTR binding. NCBI's taxonomy places the organism in Eukaryota, Metazoa, Chordata, Mammalia, Scandentia, Tupaiidae. Bases 316 to 2484 code for a protein of 722 amino acids. Gene Ontology annotation, cellular component: cytosol; cytoplasmic stress granule. Gene Ontology annotation, biological process: positive regulation of translation.